Molecule: messenger RNA, 411 nt
Organism: Rotaria sordida
Lineage: Eukaryota; Metazoa; Rotifera; Eurotatoria; Philodinida; Philodinidae
Source: the annotation of a GenBank genome assembly
AUGUCAAGACGAUCUUCAAAUCUUUGGCAAGAUGAAAUUUCCAUUCAUAAUGAUAAUAUUCGUUUUGCAUUUAUGUUUACUCUAUUUACAUUAUUGGCAUUUUUAACAACAAUAGUUUUAUUUAUUUUUGCUAAUAAUUCUUAUCGUAAUCAAUCAGAAAUAUUUCAACAUCAUUUUAUACAUUAUUGUAUACUUGCAUUAAUUAGUCUUAUUUUAUUUCUCAUUUUUUUAAUCGGUUCAUUUAUUUAUAUAAGUAAAUCUAUACGAAAAUCAUCUUAUAAAUCAUCAUCAAAUCUUUCAAUACCUUUAAUAUAUACAAUAAUAAAACCUUCAUUAUCAAAUUUAGUUAAUCAUAAAACAAUAAUCAAGACUAAGAAUAUAUCUUAUGAUCAUUAUCAAACGGAUGUAUAA